ACGUCACGUGUGAAAAGAGGAGGAAGACAGAAAAGCCCGAGAAAUGGCGACUCCAUGAUCUGUCGUCUGGGGUGACUCGAACUGGACACCUGAAGUGGCUGGUCCAUCACUCGCAUUUCAAUGAUCGCGAUUUGGAAAUUUCUUGUUUGAAAUCCAAGGAUUAUCUAAACUUGGACAAUGGCUGCAAAUAUGUACCGAGUUGGGGAUUAUGUCUUUUUUGAGACAUCAUCAACAACUCCAUAUCAAAUAAGAAGGAUAGAAGAAUUAAAUAAGACUCCAAAUGGCAAUGUCGAAGCGAAAGUUGUCUGUUUCUACCGACGCCGGGACAUUUCCAGUUCUCUUACACUUCUCGCCGACAAACAUCAAACUGAUAGUGAUGUAUUGGAUGACACAGAACUUGAAUCCAAACUGGAUGAAGUGGGUGACAAACAGAAACAUCAGCUGAAACAUAGGGAACUUUUCUUAUCACGUCAGGUGGAAACACUUCCUGCAACUCAUAUACGAGGAAAAUGUACUGUCACACUUCUGAAUGAAACAGAAUCUCUGCUUUCCUAUCUAAAUAAAGAAGACACAUUUUUCUACUCUUUGGUAUACGAUCCACAACAGAAAACUUUACUUGCUGACAAAGGUGAAAUUCGAGUCGGCUCCCGGUACCAGGCUGAAGUCCCAGAUAAGACUCUGGAAGGUGAAGAUUCAGACUGUAGAAUAAUGGAAGACCUAGAAGAACUAAUUUGGAACCCAGAAACUGGACUGGGAGACAGACAAAUUGACCAGUUUUUAAUUAUAUCUAGAUCUGUAGGAACUUUUGCAAGAGCUUUGGAUUGUACUAGUACCGUUAGACAGCCAAGUCUUCAUAUGAGUGCAGCUGCAGCUUCAAGAGACAUAACUCUUUUCCAUGCCAUGGAUACCCUGCACAAAUCAGCAUAUGAACUAUCCAAGGCCUAUGCUAGUCUUGUUCCCACUGGAGGACCGGUGCUGUGUCGAGAUGAGAUGGAAGAGUGGUCAGCAUCAGAGGCCAAUCUCUUUGAAGAGGCUUUAGAUAAAUAUGGGAAAGACUUCAAUGAUAUUCGACAAGACUUUCUUCCGUGGAAAUCAUUGAAAAGCAUUGUGGAAUACUACUACAUGUGGAAGACAACAGAUCGCUAUGUUCAACAGAAAAGGAUUAAAGCAGCUGAAGCAGAGAGCAAGCUGAAACAAGUGUACAUUCCCAACUAUAACAAGCCCAAUCCAGCAGCUAUUAAUGGGAAGAUGAAUGGAGUGGAUGGCCAAGUAUCAGGAAGAGCUUGUGAAAGCUGUUAUGCUGCCCAUUCCUCUCAGUGGUACUCCUGGGGACCAGCACAUAUGCAGUGUAGACUGUGUUCAUCUUGUUGGAUCUACUGGAAAAAAUAUGGAGGUCUAAAAAUGCCAACUAGAUUGGAUGGGGAACGACCAACGCCUAACCAGCGACAGGAGAGAAUAGCAGCCCAGAUUAACUCUAUGAGAAUGCACAGGUGCACCAUAGCUGGCUGUGGAAAGGAAUUCCGUCUGAAAGCACACCUAGCUAGGCAUCUUGCCACUGCUCAUGGCUUAGUGGUGCGCUCAGGAAGUCCAAGGCCUGUAAUGAAAACCAGAGCAGCAUUCUGUCUGAUCACGACUCCACUUACUCGGAUCUCACGGCGAUUGUGUAAAGACAUUCUGAACCCAAGGAGAGCUGCUCGUUCACCGUUUAUACCAGUAAACAUAGCAGCCAUUAAACAGGAAUGCCAACUACGACUUACUGAAGGUGAUGAAUAUGUGCCAAACAUCAAGCCCCGGAGUCCAGCUACCCUAGAUCCAGUUGUGGCUCGACUUGGAAUCAACACCAAAAUGGAGAAGCCCACCAUUCUACUCAAGUCAGAGAAUGAUCACAAAAAACCAGAGAAAAUCUUCUUUCCUCCAUCUGCCUCACAGCCUCAAUUCAGAGCACAUAAUGCAAGUCCUUCCAAGCUUACCACUGGGUCUCCCUCCAUCAUGAAGAAGAGAGGCUAUGAACAAGCAAACGGUGUUGAUGGUCCAGUAUCCAAGCGUCCAAACAUGGGUGUUAUACGACAGAUUGGAUCUACCAUGAGGUCUCAAGUUGUUAGAGGUAAUUUAAUGAAUCACAACAUGAAUGGGCGUGGCAAAGCGAUGGGGGUCCGGGGAAUGAGAAUGCAAAUGAUCAACUGGUUGGAUGCCCCAGAUGACGUGUAUUUUGUGGCAACCGAUGCCACCAGGAAGCUCAGGAAACAGCUGCAACCCCAGGAUUUCAAGAGAACGGCCAGAAAUCCAUGGCGGAGUGUGCUAAUUAAACCACCGAUGAUUGGCGGAGGAGAUUCCGAGGUCGUAGUGCUUGAUUGACAAAGCCGUGUAUGAAAAUGGACGAAAUAUUCUUUCUAGGAAGUAUCCAGGCAAUUUAACAUCUUGCAGGAAGAAGGAAAUCCAUUAUGAUGCUGUCGGUUUUAGGCUGAUGCGCUUUAGAUCGCUCUACAGUAUAGCAAAAUGUGACUGCAGUCCAUGAAAUAUUAAAGCAAUACCAUGUUAACUUCCCUCAAGUGUUAAAGGAGAUGUCAGUAUUACGAAGACUGCGAAAUUUGUGAUCUUGGCACUUUAUAAAGUCUCUGGGUAGGAGAUUUUCCUUUGUACAGAUGAUGUAAAUUAUUAGAAAAAAUGUAAAUAAAAAAUGGGAAGUUGGCAGAUGUUCCCAUUGUUUGGUCUGGAUGAAUGAGUGAACUUUUUUACCUGAUUUUCUAAUUCUUUUUGUACUUAUAUUUUUUUCUUUUGAAAAUUGCCUGCCCCUGAGUCAUUUGUGUCCUCUGAUCAGGGAAGUUGAAUGUGGAGACUAGAAUAAUUUAUUUUGUGUUGAUGUGACAAUAUUAUUGUGUUCAUCAUUCAAUGAUGGUUUUUCUUUUUGUACAGAACUGAAGUAAAAUGCUUUCAUGUCAAACAUUUCUCAGUCCUUCCUCACAAUAACUUCACAUCAGACUGGAAGACAAAUUUGCCAUCUGUAUCAUUUAAUUUAUUUAUUAUUGGAUUGUAAUCAUUUAAUGUUUGGUACUCAUAUCCAUCAAAACUGUUUUCAUUAAAGUAACGACAUCAUUUUUUCCUGCAUUUGCAUGAAAAUACAUGUGUAAUUUUCAUACAUAUGUAAUUUUCCAGAAAUAAAAACAAAGCAACAUG
Molecule: messenger RNA, 3174 nt
Organism: Ostrea edulis (European flat oyster)
Lineage: Eukaryota; Metazoa; Mollusca; Bivalvia; Ostreida; Ostreidae
Product: metastasis-associated protein MTA3-like
Exons: 19
Coding region: 178-2355 (725 amino acids)
Biological process (GO): negative regulation of transcription by RNA polymerase II
Cellular component (GO): NuRD complex; nucleoplasm
Molecular function (GO): sequence-specific DNA binding; transcription corepressor activity; transcription coactivator activity
Source: RefSeq, a predicted model, not a curated record